Molecule: messenger RNA, 2138 nt
Organism: Hipposideros armiger (great roundleaf bat)
Lineage: Eukaryota; Metazoa; Chordata; Mammalia; Chiroptera; Hipposideridae
Product: vacuolar protein sorting-associated protein 41 homolog
Exons: 21
Coding region: 102-2123 (673 amino acids)
Biological process (GO): protein targeting to vacuole; cellular response to starvation; endosomal vesicle fusion
Cellular component (GO): HOPS complex; late endosome
Molecular function (GO): protein binding
Source: RefSeq, a predicted model, not a curated record
UUCCCUUGUAGAUUAUUGCCGUGCAUCCGCAUUUUCUGAGAUCCAGCUGCAAGCAGUUUGUUACCGGAGGGAAGAAGUUACUGCUGUUUGAACGGUCCUGGAUGAGCAGAUGGAAGUCUUCCGUCCUGCACGAAGGGGAGGGGCACAUAAGGAGCGUGAAGUGGAGGGGCCAUCUGAUUGCCUGGGCCAAUAACAUGGGUGUGAAGAUUUUUGACAUCACCUCAAGGCAAAGAAUCACCAAUGUGCCCCGGGAUGACAUAAGUCUUCGCCCAGAUAUGUAUCCCUGCAGCCUCUGCUGGAAGGACAGCGUAACACUCAUCAUCGGCUGGGGAACAUCUGUCAAGAUAUGCUCAGUGAAGGAGCGGCACGCCAGUGAGAUGAGGGAUUUGCCAAGUCGAUAUGUGGAAAUAGUGUCCCAGUUUGAGGCUGAAUUCUACAUCAGUGGACUCGCACCUCUCUGUGAUCAGCUUGUUGUGCUUUCCUACGUAAAGGAGGUUUCAGAAAAAACGGAAAGAGAAUACUGUGCCAGGCCCAGACUGGAUAUUAUCCAGCCGCUUUCUGAGACUUGUGAAGAGAUCUCUUCUGAUGCUCUGACAGUGAGAGGCUUUCAGGAAAAUGAAUGUAGAGAUUAUCACCUAGAGUACUCGGAAGGGGAUUCACUCUUUUACAUCGUGAGUCCAAGAGAUGUCGUAGUAGCCAAGGAACGGGACCAAGAUGACCAUAUCGACUGGCUUCUUGAAAAGAAGAAAUAUGAAGAAGCUUUGAUGGCAGCUGAAAUUAGCCAAAAGAACAUUAAAAGACAUAAGAUUCUGGACAUUGGAUUGGCAUAUAUAAACCACCUGGUGGAGAAAGGAGAGUAUGACAUAGCAGCACGCAAGUGCCAGAAAAUUCUUGGGAAAAAUGCAGCACUCUGGGAAUAUGAAGUUUAUAAAUUUAAAGAAAUUGGGCAGCUUAAGGCUAUUAGUCCUUAUUUGCCAAGAGGGGAUCCAGUUCUGAAGCCACUCAUCUAUGAAAUGAUCUUACAUGAAUUUUUGGAAAGUGAUUAUGAGGGUUUUGCCACUCUGAUCCGAGAAUGGCCCGGAGAUCUGUACAACAACUCAGUGAUCGUUCAAGCAGUGCGGGAUCACCUGAAGAAGGACAGUCAGAACAGAACCCUGCUUCAGACCCUCGCAGAACUGUACACUUAUGACAAAAACUACGGCAAUGCUCUGGAAAUAUACUUAACAUUAAGACAUAAGGAUGUCUUCCAGCUGAUCCACAAGCAUAACCUUUUCAGUUCUAUCAAGGAUAAAAUUGUGUUAUUAAUGGAUUUUGAUUCCGAGAAAGCUGUUGACAUGCUUUUGGACAAUGAAGAUAAAAUUUCAAUUAAAAAGGUAGUGGAAGAAUUAGAAGACAGACCAGAGCUGCAGCACAUGUAUCUGCAUAAGCUUUUCAAGAGAGACCAUCAUAAGGGGCAGCGCUACCAUGAAAAACAGAUCAGUCUGUAUGCUGAAUACGAUCGGCCAAACUUACUUCCGUUCCUCCGAGACAGCACCCACUGCCCACUUGAAAAGGCGCUUGAGAUCUGUCAACAGAGAAACUUCGUAGAAGAGACAGUUUAUCUCCUGAGCAGAAUGGGUAAUAGCCGAAGCGCCCUGAAGAUGAUCAUGGAGGAAUUACAUGAUGUCGACAAAGCCAUUGAGUUUGCCAAGGAGCAGGACGAUGGCGAGCUAUGGGAGGAUCUGAUUCUGUAUUCCAUCGACAAGCCACCGUUUAUUACUGGCUUGUUAAACAACAUUGGCACACAUGUCGACCCAAUUCUACUGAUUCACCGUAUUAAGGAAGGAAUGGAGAUUCCCAAUUUGAGAGAUUCCUUGGUUAAAAUUCUGCAAGACUACAAUUUGCAAAUUCUGCUUCGUGAAGGCUGCAAGAAGAUUCUUGUAGCUGACUCUCUGUCUUUACUGAAGAAAAUGCAUCGGACUCAAAUGAAAGGCAUUCUGGUUGAUGAGGAGAACAUCUGUGAAUCGUGCCUUUCCCCUAUUCUUCCAUCAGGUGAGGCGGUGAGACGGGGGAAAGAACUCCCCAAAUAUUUGUUAAUCAUGAGUGGAAUUAAAAAUUUGAAGUUAGCUAGGUAUUAUUUAUAAAAUUAUGUAACUUUU